GUUGCGCUGGUAGGAAAUACCUGAUGAUUGCUAAAAUAUUAAGUGCUACGAUUCUGCAAGCUGGCACCCCCAAAGGCCCUGAACUGCUCUAAUGAUGGUUACUUUUCCUCCCACAAUUCUUAAAGCAGAAUGGAUGGCAGUUUCAGAUUGAAUAUACAUUUUCCAUGUGCUGAAUAGUUGUUUUUGUUCAUGGUGUUUGAGGUUAACUAUGCACGUACUAAUCAAACCCACUGCUUCCUUUCUCGUAAAACCAAAACAAAGCUUCAUACUACUUUCAGGUAUAGCAUCUGGGAUCAAAGCUAUAUAUACACACUGGCUCUGUGUGGGUUCAAACAUUUCGAAGAUUCAGUAUCCUGAAAGGUGUCACCUCUUUUCCAGUCCUGAGAGUUCCAGUUUGUCUUAAAGUCUGAAGGCAUCAGCACCUUCAGCCUGUCCCAGCACAGGAAUGCUCUCAAUAUUGGUCACCGUGGGCUUUCUCUGCACAGCCACUGCCAUUGCUGAAGUAAUGGAAGUGACUCAGCCAGCAAUUGUGCUGGCCAACAGGCAAGGAGUUGCCAGCUUGGUGUGUAAAUACAAGAACAUCGGGAAUGCCAAGGAAAUUCGAGUGACUUUGCUUAAACAGACUGGUGACCAGAUCACAGAAAUCUGUGCUUCAUCAUACACCAUGGAGUUUAAAACAUUCUUUGUGGAAGAGGUCAUUCAGUGCCAUGUUACCCCCGGCCAAAACAAUGUGACCCUCACGCUGGCUGGCCUGCAAGCAAAUGACACUGGGCUUUACAUUUGCAAGAUGGAGCGGAUGUACCCCCCACCCUAUUUUAUGAACACGGGAAAUGGCACACAUCUCUAUGUUAUUGAUCCAGAACCUUGUCCAGACACUGCCAUAUAUCUCUGGGUAUUGGGAGCUACUGCCUCAGGAUUUUUUCUUUACAGUAUCAUCAUCUCAGCCAUUCUUGUGGGCAAAGCGAUAAAGAGAAGACGAUGUCUCACUACUGGAGUCUAUGUGAAAAUGCCUUCUGAAAAGCUAGAGAAAAAAGUGAUUCCAUUCCAUAUCACUGUUAACUGUAACAAGGAAGGAGAGAAACCAUUUCCUAGCUGGGAUGGAGUGUCUGCUAAUUGAUUUCAGUUAAAGAAAUAAAUUAACUGUCUUUUUACAAAAGGCAUCCAGGAAGGUGAGAGAACAUUCUUUGUAACUUCGAUGGUUUGGAGGAGAAUAAAUAGUACAUGUAU
Molecule: messenger RNA, 1227 nt
Organism: Motacilla alba alba
Lineage: Eukaryota; Metazoa; Chordata; Aves; Passeriformes; Motacillidae
Gene: CTLA4
Product: cytotoxic T-lymphocyte associated protein 4
Exons: 4
Coding region: 446-1117 (223 amino acids)
Biological process (GO): B cell receptor signaling pathway; regulation of T cell proliferation; T cell receptor signaling pathway
Cellular component (GO): membrane; external side of plasma membrane
Source: RefSeq, a predicted model, not a curated record